Zingiber officinale is the source of this 921-nucleotide messenger RNA. Its product is annotated as putative disease resistance protein RGA3. Gene Ontology annotation, biological process: defense response to other organism. Gene Ontology annotation, molecular function: ADP binding. NCBI's taxonomy places the organism in Eukaryota, Viridiplantae, Streptophyta, Magnoliopsida, Zingiberales, Zingiberaceae. The coding region runs from base 1 to 921 and encodes 306 amino acids. The transcript has 2 exons. The record is from RefSeq and is a predicted model, not a curated record.
AUGAAUGAAACUAAAUACAAGUUUUAUCCUUUAUUUGGAUUGGAGUUGAUAUUUAACAAAACAAGCCCUUUCUUGAUCUGCAAAGUGCUUGGCAGAGAGAAAGAACAAAAGAGAAUAAUAGAGCUAUUACUAAGAUCAACAGACGAGUCAGCAUCAGCAAGUGACAGCGGCAGUGGCUUCUCUGUCCUACCUCUUGUUGGAAUAGGAGGUGUCGGGAAGACUACUCUGGCUCAGCUUGUUUACAAACACGAAGAGAUUCAAAACCAUUUCGCCCUCAAGAUUUGGAUUUGUGUGUCCGACAAUUUUAAUGUGCAAAGACUCACCAAGGAGAUCAUUGAGUUUGUAACCGAGACUCAACAUUCUUCGCAAAUGAAGUUAGCUGUUCUCCAAAACAUUCUAAAAAAGGAAAUUGCAUCUAAGAGGAUUCUAUUAGUCCUCGACGAUGUAUGGAAUGAAGACGAGGAGUGGAGAAAAUUGUGUGCUCCAUUCCAGGAUGCUGCUGCAGGAAGUAAGGUCAUAGUGACAACUCGGAGCAAGAACAUUGCUGACAAAAUUGGUACAGUGGAGGCGAUUGUUCUUGGCGAUUUAGAUAAAAUAUCAUUUUGGGAGCUGUUCAAGAAAUGUGCAUUUGGUCCUUCCAAACCUGAGGAGCACCCAGAACUUGAGGAAAUCGGGAGAAUUAUAGCUUCGAAGUUGAGGGGCUUGCCAGUAGCAGCAAAAACAGUGGGAAACUUGUUAGGAUCCAACAUGAACCCACACUACUGGAGAAGAAUAAUGAAGAGCGAGGUAUGGGAAUUGCAACAGAAUAAAAAUGAUAUUAUUCCAGUCCUACAACUGAGUUAUCAAUAUCUUAGUGCACCUCUCAAGUGGUAUUUUGUCUUCGAUCUGUUCUCUCUUUCAAAAGAAUCACGAGUGUUUUGA